CAUGUGCAUAACGCCAUGCCCCUUCUCUCUGUUUAUUUCCUCCGUGGGAGUCGGCGAUCAAGUCCAACUCUCUCUGUCUCUCUCACAUGGCGCGUCCAUGGAUUUCGAUUUGGACUUCCCAACUACACGCCCUAUUUAAUGGCGUCUUCCUCUCCAUCUCUCUUCCCUGAGUUCCCCCUCUCUCUGCGCUUGCACUUCGCUUCCUUCUCCUCCUCCUUUUCCGUCGGCGUCAUUUUCUCGGGAAAAAGAAAAAUAUCGGUGAUUGAUUGGGAGAGAGAAAAAGUAUCUAGACGCCACCUCCUAUCCUCUUACGUGGUGUCAUCGCAUUCGGCACUCUCCCACCAUAAAAGUAAAGUGUAAAAGGGAAGAGGGUCGCACUCAAAUUGACCGUGCUCGAGCUGCUGCUCACCAAUUUCGCUUCUUGACUCCCUUUCCUGAGAGAGAUGAGUAACCCAAAAAUUUCUCUGAGCUCUCUUUUCCUGGGUCUUUGACCCCCGAACACGCUUCGCAUUUAAAGCGCUCUCUAUCUCCCUCUGUCUAACUUCCAACUGUUUUAGCCUCUGCCUAAUUCCACCUCCCUUCUCUAGAAACCCUUUAUCUGUCUCGCUUUAGUACACCAGUUUUGAUUCUCUUCUGGGGUCAUUGAUUCAUUUUGAAGCUCGCCCAUGGACGUCGAAUCUGGACCGAAGCCCGCGAAGUCGCGGCCACCGCCCGAACGAAGCCACAGAUGCAGGAACAUCUGCAUUUCGCUGGUGGCGAUCCUCGUCCUCAUUGUGGUGCUGAUCGUGAUCCUGGCCUUCACCGUGUUCAAGGCGAAGCACCCCGUGACCACCGUGAACUCUGUAAAGCUCAAGAACCUGCAGGUGUCGCUGAGCGUCGCCCCCCUCGGGCUUAACCUGAACGUUACCCUAGACGUCGACCUCUCCAUCAAGAACCCCAACAAGGUCGGCUUCAAGUACAAGAACAGCACCGCUCUGUUGAACUACAGGGGGGAGCUCGUCGGGGAGGUCCCUAUCCCCGCGGGCGAGAUAUCGGCCGACCGGACGAAGCAGAUGAACGUGUCGCUCACCGUGCUGGCGAACCGGUUGCUGUCGAACUCGCAGGCGUACACGGACUUCUUGUCCGGGGUCUUGACGCUCAACACGUACACGAAGAUGUCUGGUAAGGUGACGAUCAUGGGAUUGUUUAAGGUCCAUGUGGUUUCCACGACUUCCUGCGAUUUGAGUGUGUUUGUGUCCAAUAGAACUGUGGGGGAUCAACAUUGUAGGUAUAAGACCCAGCUGUAGUUGAUUGAUGUCUAUGUUGGCUGCUUCUAGGAUUUUAUGGUGCACACGGGUCACUGUUUCUUCGGCCUCUUUACACUCUUUUCGGGUGGAUAUUUGUUGGGAUAAAUAAGUUAUGAGUUCAUAGUUGAGAAUGGUAUAGAGAUUUUGUGCAGAUUCUAGAUUGGAAUUAGUUGUUGUUUUGGAAUCCAUGUCUCACUUGCCUCCGAGUGUAUCAAUGUCAUACAUGUUGUUUUGGCAUUA
Messenger RNA from Rhodamnia argentea, 1526 nucleotides. RefSeq lists its product as uncharacterized. Bases 666 to 1286 code for a protein of 206 amino acids. The transcript has a single exon. NCBI's taxonomy places the organism in Eukaryota, Viridiplantae, Streptophyta, Magnoliopsida, Myrtales, Myrtaceae. The record is from RefSeq and is a predicted model, not a curated record.